UUUUUAUUUAUUAGAUAACAUUUGAGUUCUUCUGUAAACAAAACAACAAAUAGUCUAGUUCGUUAAAGAAGAAAAGAUUAGAUGCCGAAUUUUAAAAAUGCCUCGACGUGCACAGGUUGUAAAGAACUUGAAUCGAUUCCGACUGGUGACUUUUGAUAUAACUGAUACAUUGUUAAAGUUUCGGAAACCACCCGGCAUCCAAUAUGCGGAGACCGCAGCUUUGAUGGGAAUGAAAGAUCUUGAUCCGGAUCUCUUACAAAAACAGUUUCGUAAAGAAUUUAAAUCUAUGGCAAAAAAGUAUCCAAACUUUGGUAGCAACUCAAAUGAAAUAUCUUGGCAAGAAUGGUGGAUGCAAUUGGUCGGCAAUGUAUUCAAGGGCGUGAAUGGUAAUUUAUCGUCAUCACAAAUACAGUGCAUAAGUAAACGCCUCUUUGAGCAAUAUCGUUCUAACGAAUGUUAUGUACAUAUUGAUGGAAAUUUAGAAUUAUUAAGCAUGAUCAGAGAUAAUUGCGAAUAUGUUGGUGUUAUUUCGAACUCUGAUCCCGGACUGGAACACGUACUGCUAGGUAUGAACAUAAGACAUAUCUUUGAUUUUGUAUCCACGUCCUACGACUUGGGCGCUGAGAAGCCGCAUAGCAGAGCAUUCCAGAAACCUUUAGAAAAAUAUGAUGUGCAAGCACAUCAAGCAUUACACAUUGGAAAUCUCUACGAUAAGGAUUAUUUAGGUGCACGUAAUGCAGGUUGGUCAAGUCUACUAGUUACACAAUCUGCUAGCGAAGUAAAGAAAGCGAAACCCACGCAUGCAUAUGGCAGUCUGAAGGAAAUACAUACUGCACUUGAAACAACAGAGAUUUUAUGGUAAAUAUAAUUUACAAUUAAGAGGGAUUUUCACAAAAACGAUAAGAUUAAAAUUUGAUAUACCACGUCGUGAUUAGUUUUUACUACAUAGUAAUCAUGCCGUUAAAUAAUAUGUAUUAUUAUGUACCAACUAUUUAAUUGAAAAUUUGUAAUAAAAAAUACAAUUUUAUUAGUAUUAUACAUGUAUAAAAU
Messenger RNA from Ceratitis capitata (Mediterranean fruit fly), 1050 nucleotides. Its product is annotated as rhythmically expressed gene 2 protein. The transcript has a single exon. Bases 98 to 862 code for a protein of 254 amino acids. Lineage: Eukaryota; Metazoa; Arthropoda; Insecta; Diptera; Tephritidae. The record is from RefSeq and is a predicted model, not a curated record.